This is a messenger RNA of Drosophila persimilis, 4494 nucleotides long. RefSeq names its product bumetanide-sensitive sodium-(potassium)-chloride cotransporter (gene Ncc69). The record is from RefSeq and is a predicted model, not a curated record. Gene Ontology annotation, cellular component: membrane. The coding region runs from base 400 to 4005 and encodes 1201 amino acids. Lineage: Eukaryota; Metazoa; Arthropoda; Insecta; Diptera; Drosophilidae. The transcript is spliced from 19 exons. Gene Ontology annotation, biological process: sodium ion transmembrane transport; cell volume homeostasis; chloride ion homeostasis. Gene Ontology annotation, molecular function: sodium:potassium:chloride symporter activity.
GAAGAGAGGCAGAUAGAGAUAGAGAGAGACAGAUAGAGUUCUAUGCUGUUCCGCUUUAAACGCCAGUAACGGAUAUUCUGAUUUUGCUUUGCCCCACAGACCGACGAAACGAAAAGGACACACAAGACGGCUUAUAUACACAAUUAGCCACAGUGAAUGGGUCCAGCCGGAUACGACGAUUGAAUACGAAGAGAGCUCCGACCGACCCGACCCGACCCGACCCGCACACGGAAACCGCACAAGCCCUUGAAUAGAACAACAUUCCCUUAGGCGAGGACCCAGCCCGACCCAGACCCAGACCCAGACCCAGACCCAGACCCACACCUAGACCCACAUUCAGACCAACAUUCGGACCCACAGCCAGACCCGCGCCCCACAAACAAACACACGACACACGCGAUGUCGGACACAACCUCUUUUGAGCUGGGCUCGGCCUCCGACCGACCCCCGAAUAGGUUCCAAGUGAAUCCGGUCAACGGCAACAGUCGCAAGACACAAGUCGCGACGGCCGACGGGGCCGGGACCGGGACCGGGGACAGCGAGGGACCCCACGAAGUCUACCGCCGGCUGACCAACAUCGAUGGGGAACUGCUCGAGGACGAUGCCUUCGAUGCGACCCAAAUGCUGAACAAACACCAGCCACGACAACAGAGGCAAUCCAUCAAGAGCAGCUUCCGCGACAAGGAUAAGCCGUCCCGCUUCAGGGACCUGCAGACGACGACACGCUUUCAAGUGGACCCCCGGAGCGGCGACUCGGACGAGUCCAACGAUUCGCAGGAGGAGCGCGAGCUGCUGGACAGCGAAAUAUACGAUACGAAAUAUGGUAAAAGUUUUCGGCACUUCACGCGCGAGGCACUGCCCCGUCUGGACAACUACCGGAACAUGAUGUCCAUCCAAGCGGCCUACCGUCCCACCCUCGACGAGCUGCACAACGCGACGCUGACGGGCAAGAACACUCACAGCUUGACGCGCAAUCAGGACCCCGAGUCGGGCGCCAUGAAUGGCAUCUUGAAAUUCGGAUGGAUCAAAGGAGUGCUCAUACGCUGCCUCCUCAACAUCUGGGGUGUCAUGCUCUUCCUGCGCCUCAGCUGGGUAGUGGGACAGGCGGGCAUCAUCGAGGGCUUCGUAUUAAUUCUGACAACGACCGCUGUCACGACCAUCACGGCGUUGUCGAUGUCGGCGAUAAGCACUAAUGGUGUCAUCAAAGGAGGUGGCACCUAUUACAUGAUAUCCCGAUCCCUGGGGCCGGAGUUUGGCGGCUCCAUUGGGCUCAUUUUCUCGCUGGCAAACGCCGUCGCCUGUGCCAUGUACGUGGUUGGCUUUUGCGAGUCAAUGCUGGCCAUGAUGACGGACUUUGACUGGAAAAUCGUCGACGGCGGCGUGCAGGAUGUGCGCAUCAUAGGCUGCGUGACCAUACUGCUGCUCCUGAUCAUCGUCGUCGUGGGCAUGGAGUGGGAGGCCAAGGCCCAAAUCGGACUCCUGAUCAUCCUGCUGGUGGCCAUUGCCGACUUUGUCAUCGGCAGCUUCAUUGGCCCCAAGAACGAACUGGAUCGUGCCAAGGGCUUCCUCGGCUACAAUGGCACUACCUUCAGCACAAACCUCUUUGCGGACUAUCGCGAGGAGAAGGGCGUGCAGCAUGACUUCUUCUCGGUGUUUGCCAUCUUCUUCCCCGCAGCCACUGGAAUACUGGCGGGUGCCAACAUAUCGGGUGACCUGAAGGAUCCCCAAAAAUCCAUUCCGAAGGGCACGAUUCUGGCGAUCGUCAUCACCACCGCCACCUACCUGAUCAUGGUACUGCAGUGCGGUGGUGCAGUGGUGCGUGACGCCACCGGCAACAUUACAGAUGCGAUCAAUGGCUCCUAUGCGUUUCUGGACUGUGCGGACGGUGGAUGCAAAUUCGGUUUGCAGAACUCUUUCCAGGUGAUUGAGCUGGUGUCCGGCUUUGGGCCGCUGAUCUACGCUGGCUGCUUCGCUGCCACGCUCUCGUCGGCUCUGGCCAGCUUGGUCUCUGCCCCGAAAGUCUUCCAGGCACUCUGCAAGGAUGAGCUCUAUCCGAAAAUCGUGUGGUUCGCCAAGGGCUUUGGCAAGAACAAUGAGCCCGUUCGGGGUUACGUGCUGACCUUCAUCAUUGCCUCAGCCUUUAUUUUGAUCGGAGAACUGAACCUGAUUGCCCCGCUCAUCUCGAACUUCUUCCUGGCCGCUUACAUGCUGAUCAACUUCAGCACCUUCCACGCCAGUCUGGCCAAGCCGGUGGGCUGGCGUCCAACCUUCAAGUAUUACAACAUGUGGCUUAGUCUGCUGGGCUCCAUUCUCUGCGUGGCCGUCAUGUUCCUCAUCUCGUGGGCCACCGCACUUAUCACCUUUUCCGUAGUGCUGGCAUUGUACUUAAUCGUGGCCUACAGGAAGCCGGACGUCAACUGGGGCUCCACCACGCAGGCGCAGACGUACAAGAACGCCCUGAUGUCGGUGCAGCAGCUGAACAACGUGGAGGAGCACGUGAAGAACUACCGCCCGCAGAUCCUGGUGCUCUCCGGGCUGCCCAACACGAGGCCAGUGCUGGUCGACCUGGCCUACAUGCUGACCAAGAACCUCUCGCUGCUCGUCUGCGGACACGUGUUGCGCGGCUCCAGCUCCCAGAAGUAUCGCACCUACCUGCAGGAGCGGGCCGCCAACUGGUUCCGCAAACACCGCGUCAAGGGCUUCUACGCCUUGGUGGACGGCGAGGACUUCGAGUCCGGCACCCGCGCUCUUAUGCAGGCCACCGGCAUCGGCAAGCUGAAGCCCAACAUCCUGCUGCUGGGCUACAAGACUGACUGGCAGACAUGCGAGCACAAGGAGCUGGACCAAUACUUCAAUGUGAUGCACAAGGCCCUGGACAUGUAUCUCUCGGUAGCCAUUCUUCGGGUGCCCCAAGGUCUGGACUGUUCGCAGCUGCUGGGGUCGCAGGAUGGCUGGAAGACCGUGUCGGAAGUGCCGCGGACGCUGCAGCCCAACGAGAGCUCCGGGGACCUGCAGGCCGCCGACAGCAGCGCCAGGAAUGGCCUGGGUGGCAGCAUUGACUCCCUGAGCCGCAACGUGUCGGUGUCGCAAGAGGACCGUGGCCGCCAUGCCCUGCUCCAUGCCGAGAACAGCCUGAAGAUAGUCAAAUUGCGCUUUAAGCAGAGUCUCCGUAGAAUGCGCUCCUGGCCAGGUGCAGCCUCCAGUACCAGCGACCUCUCGUUUAUAGCCAGCAAUCAGGCUAAGGAUGUGUCCGGCUCCCCCGAUCCUCUCGAGGCCAAGGCGGCCAAUGUGGUGCCCAACACCCUGCGCAAGUCCAAGCUGAAGCACGACGACCCAGCCUCCCUCUACAAGGGUCCUGGCGGGGUGGAGCUGUCCAAGGAGAUCCUCUCCGACCUCACCCAGUUCACGAGGAAGCGCAGCCAUGCCGUGAUCGAUGUCUGGUGGCUGUACGACGACGGUGGCCUCACACUCCUGCUGCCCUACAUCAUCAGUACGCGACGCACCUGGCAAUCGUGCAAAUUGAGGGUGUACGCGCUGGCUAACAAGAACUCGGAGCUGGAGUUCGAGCAACGUUCCAUGGCCAGUCUCCUGUCCAAGUUUCGCAUCGACUACUCCGACCUGACACUGAUACCUGACAUAACCAAGAAGCCGCUCGAAUCGUCUACGCAGUUCUUUAAUGAGCUAAUUAAGGACUUUGUGGUGAGCGAGAAGGACACCGAGAACGGUAACAGCAGCAGGGCGACCCUCAACGAGGACGAAACUCUCAUAAGUGACGAUGAUCUGCUGGCCGUUCAGGACAAGACCAAUCGAUAUCUCCGUCUGCGCGAGUACCUGCGGGAGCAGUCGACAAAGUCGGAUCUGGUGGUCAUGACGCUGCCCAUGCCUCGAAAGAACAUCGUCUCCGCCCCCCUCUACAUGGCAUGGCUGGAGAGUCUCAGCCGCGACAUGCCACCAUUCCUGUUUGUGCGCGGAAACCAGACGAGUGUGCUGACGUUCUACUCGUAGAAAAGGACCAGGACCGAGAUGGGGACCGGAACCGGGACCUAGCUGUCUCCGGAUUCUAUUGUAUUCUACUUACACUUACCAACACUCACACUCACUUUUUUUGUUAGAUGUACGAGUAUUUUAUCUUUAGCUGUACCACCUAUGUUGUACAUACAUUUAGGAGCGGAGCCCUUCUCCACGGAACGCACACAGGCACUGCACCCGCAGACGGACACGGUAAUCGCCUUACAGUCCGAAAUAGACAUAAAUAAAACCAACUCCAUAUUCGUGUGUGCCGGGUCCGGGCUGCUCUUUCCCUUCUAUAAAAACAUUGUCCCUGCAAUCGAGUUUAAAUUGUGUUUAAAUACAGUGCAGUAAAUACAGUAAUUUUUUUUUGAAGUAAACAUAAUUUGUUAGUUACUAAGCAGGAACAGGAACAGGAACAAAGGCUUAUCUCUGAAAUUAGCACGAUUAAAUUUGCGCUGUGGAUUUUCUGUGGCGAUUAACUAA